AUGCAUUGUUCAUCAUUAAGAGAAGUCCCUGGCUCAAUUUGGAAUUUACACAAUUUGCAGCAUUUGCACUUUGAUUAUUCUGCGAUUGAAGAGUUCGGAAGCUUGAAAAAGUCUCGUCUCUCGGCUAUCCCAAAGUCGAAGUACAGUGAUGAAUUGGAGCAAAUCCACCCCUCUAUUGGCAAAUUCACGAGCCUCAUUUCCUUGGACUUGAGUUUCUGUAAAAGUCUCAAGGAGCUACCGGAAGAAGUGGGCGAAUUAGAAGGACUAAAAGAACUUCUUUUAGACAAUUCUGGUAUUACAAAACUUCCUACGUCAAUCGGUUCGCUAAGCAAGCUAGAGAAACUGAGUGCCAGGUGUUGUUCAUCAUUAAGAGAAGUCCCUAGCUCAAUUUGGAAUUUACACAAUCUGCAGCAUUUGCACUUUCAUUCUUCUGCGAUUGAAGAGUUUGGAAGCUUGAAAAAGUCUCAUCUCUCAGAUAUCCCAAAGUCGAAGUGCAGUGAUGAAUUGGAGCAAAUCCACCCCUCUAUUGGCAAAUUCACGAGCCUUAUUUCCUUGGACUUGAGUUCCUGUAAAAGUCUCAAGGAGCUACCGGAAGAAGUGGGCGAAUUAGAAGAACUAAAAGAACUUCUUUUAGACAAUUCUGGUAUUACAAAACUUCCUACGUCAAUCGGUUCGCUAAGCAAGCUAGAGAAACUGAGUGCCAUGCAUUGUUCAUCAUUAAGAGAAGUCCCUGGCUCAAUUUGGAAUUUACACAAUUUGCAGCAUUUGCACUUUGAUUAUUCUGCGAUUGAAGAGUUCGGAAGCUUGAAAAAGUCUCGUCUCUCGGCUAUCCCAAAGUCGAAGUACAGUGAUGAAUUGGAGCAAAUCCACCCCUCUAUUGGCAAAUUCACGAGCCUCAUUUCCUUGAACUUGCGUUCCUGUAAAAGUCUCAAGGAGCUACCGGAAGAAGUGGGCGAAUUAGAAGAACUAAAAGAACUGAUUUUAGACGACUCUGGCCUUACAAAGAUUCCGACAUCAAUUGGUUCUUUGAAGAAUCUAGAGAAACUGAGUGCCCACCGUUGUUCGUCAUUGAGAGAAAUCCCUAGCACAAUUGGGAAUUUGCAGAGUUUGCAACAUCUGGACCUUGGUCGUUCUGCGAUCAAAAGGCUACCCACUUCUAUUGGAAGGUUGAAGAAACUGCGGACACUGAGACUCCGAUCGUGUAAUCGUCUGAAAGGGGAAAUUCCAAGUGAAAUCGGCGACUUGUCUUCGUUCGAGAUUCUCGACUGCAGUGGAGCACCUAUAACUUACCUGUCAAAAAGCAUCCAGAAUCUUUCUUCUCUCCAACACCUUAACCUAUCGAUCUGUAACAAUCUCCAGUCACUGCCAGAGCUACCUUCCAACUUAACAUAUUUGACGGCCUCUGGUUGCAGUCCCAAGUUGCCACAGCUUUCUUGCCUGAUCCACCUAGAACAACUCCAUCUUCAUGAAUGCUUUGAAGUUAAAGACCUCCCGGUGCUUCCGUCAAAACUCUUGAAACUUUCUCUUGUCACGUGUCCCGAGCUUAGUAAAUGUCAGCUUGACGGACUCAAGAAUUUGGAAGAGUUGUCGAUAGGAACAUGCCGUUCCAUAGAAAGAUUGGACCUUUCACGGUUAGAUCGUCUGAAACGAUUACGCGUGAAGAGUUGCGAUUUUCUAGUUGAGAUUCAGGGCCACGAUAACUUGAAGUUGUUGGAGGAGAUAUCUGUAAUUGGCUGCAAGUCCAUUCGAAGGCUCAUCCUUCCAAAAUUACAGCGUUUGAAGCACUUAAUGGCUUUCAAUUGCAAAAAUCUAGUUGAGAUUCAAGGUCUUGGUAUGGCAGAGCUCUUGGAGACGUUGGAUAUAAAAAAUUGCUGGUCCAUUAUUCAAGCUGCAUUUCAUGAAAUUCGGAGAAAGUCCCCCAAACACCACAGGAUGGAGAUGCAGGAAGGAAUGAUCUGCCAUGAGACAUUGUGGAAAGGAGUUCCAAAGCUCUUCGCCAUUGGCAUUUACCUUGUGCUGUGUUGCUGA
Rhodamnia argentea is the source of this 2028-nucleotide messenger RNA. Its product is annotated as disease resistance protein TAO1-like. The coding region runs from base 1 to 2028 and encodes 675 amino acids. Lineage: Eukaryota; Viridiplantae; Streptophyta; Magnoliopsida; Myrtales; Myrtaceae. The transcript has 2 exons. Gene Ontology annotation, molecular function: protein binding. The record is from RefSeq and is a predicted model, not a curated record.